Cyprinus carpio (common carp) is the source of this 411-nucleotide messenger RNA. RefSeq names its product histone H3. Gene Ontology annotation, cellular component: nucleosome. The transcript has a single exon. Lineage: Eukaryota; Metazoa; Chordata; Actinopteri; Cypriniformes; Cyprinidae. The record is from RefSeq and is a predicted model, not a curated record. The coding region runs from base 1 to 411 and encodes 136 amino acids. Gene Ontology annotation, molecular function: DNA binding; structural constituent of chromatin; protein heterodimerization activity.
AUGGCAAGAACCAAACAAACCGCCCGUAAAUCCACCGGAGGCAAAGCCCCGAGAAAGCAGCUCGCUACCAAAGCCGCCCGUAAGAGCGCUCCAGCCACCGGCGGCGUGAAGAAGCCUCAUCGCUACAGGCCCGGCACCGUGGCUCUGCGAGAGAUCCGUCGCUAUCAGAAGUCCACCGAGCUGCUGAUCCGCAAGCUGCCCUUCCAGCGUUUGGUGCGAGAGAUCGCUCAGGACUUCAAGACGGACCUGCGCUUCCAGAGCUCAGCUGUCAUGGCCCUGCAGGAGGCCAGCGAGGCUUAUCUGGUCGGUCUGUUCGAGGACACCAACCUGUGCGCCAUCCACGCCAAGAGAGUCACCAUCAUGCCCAAAGACAUCCAGCUGGCGCGCCGCAUCCGCGGAGAGCGCGCUUAA